Molecule: messenger RNA, 1414 nt
Organism: Papilio polytes (common Mormon)
Lineage: Eukaryota; Metazoa; Arthropoda; Insecta; Lepidoptera; Papilionidae
Exons: 9
Coding region: 158-1414 (418 amino acids)
Source: RefSeq, a predicted model, not a curated record
ACGGCAGGGCCAGCAAUUUGCAAAUGAAGGGUUGCGCCGUGCUCUUGAGACGGCACUUGCUUCCGGCCCUAAUUCAUCCUAUGAUCGCUUCCUGCCCUGUGAGAGCGUUUUCUCGCGGAACUAUCUUAGCACCAAUACACAAGAACAGUUCGAAAUAAUGGUGCGAUUGCGUGUAGACCAUUUGGCGUCGCAGAAUAUCAGACAUCUUGAACGUCGCGGAUGUCGCCUCACUAAUACGCAGCUAAUAAUUAUGGACAACAUCUUGGAGGGUAGAUCGUCUCGUUUGGCACACCUCAAUGCGUACUUAGUGGUUGUGGCAAGACACUGCUUCAUGCCAGGAUCUCUGCAUCCCAAUUUCAACGAGCCAUAUUUAGUUCCAAGGGAAUUUAAUGAUGUGCGUAGACAUCUCCAAUCGUAUGCACAAGAUCUUAUGAUAGGUGCGCGAGUUGAGGCUUCUUUGGACCCAUUCGAAGCAGUAACUGAUUAUAUCUUGAGAAGAAAUAGUGGAUUCAUUUCAAGCCUGAUGGAUAUGAACUCCAACAAUCAUAUCCGCUGCUAUGUCCGGCCGGAUGUCGACUUAUUCCAGACUUUUACCAACUUCUUCAACAGCAGGAUGCCGCGAGUGUUGACACUGGUAACUGGUCCUACUGGCUCGGAUAUGUUCCAGACGCGGUACUAUUCGACGAUUGGAACGUUGCAUCGCGAUUUGCUCGCCCUUAUCUUAUGCUGUACUAACAGCGAACGUGGCAUGGAAUUAAUUCACAGACACUUUGUGAAUCAGCUGACUGAAGGAUUGGAUGAAGACACGUCGUUGUACAUCAACACUCUUGCUCAAGAGAUAUUCCAUCGUAUUAACGUGACUCAUGCAUACGCCUCUUUCCACAACUUGCGUAUGCAUCUACACCUAUUGUCGGAGUACACCGUGGCGCAACGCAUAAGAAGUCUUAAUGAAGAUGUGCCAGAGCCCCUUCCAUCGCUUUACGCUCAGGGACCAUCAACUUCAACUCUGGAACCGCCGAUCUUAGGUCCCCUAGAACAGAGAAUGAUGCAACCGUACGAAAUGUACUCGGCAAUGCCUGAAUCUUUUGACUCACUGGAACCGAUGUCACCUUUACCGGACACAAUGAACCCCGGACCAAUGGACAGGUCGCCGUAUCACAUGCCACAGACACAGGGCCCGUAUUUUAAACCAACAGAAUCGCCAUACUCCAUGUCACUAACACAAACACCGGAGAAAUUGUCAAUAUACAGACCAGAUUCGCCAACACCACCACAGACACCGGAGAUCCUAUUAACGGGCAGCGCAGACUCCCUGGCCCCAUUGUCGCCGACCCCGGAGCCCUUUUCAAACAGACCGCAGUCGCCAACCCUCGGGACAUCGGCACAGACUCAAGAGGGCUAUCCCAUCCGCUAG